Molecule: messenger RNA, 2645 nt
Organism: Eutrema salsugineum
Lineage: Eukaryota; Viridiplantae; Streptophyta; Magnoliopsida; Brassicales; Brassicaceae
Product: cytokinin dehydrogenase 6
Exons: 5
Coding region: 647-2257 (536 amino acids)
Biological process (GO): cytokinin metabolic process
Molecular function (GO): FAD binding; cytokinin dehydrogenase activity
Source: RefSeq, a predicted model, not a curated record
GAAAUUGCCUCCUAAUUUCCUACAGAGAGCACACGGAUUUCUUUCGUUCCACGUCCCCUGACCCCCUCAGUUCAGUGAUCACCAUUCUUUUUCUCACAAACGAAUCAGAAACCAAUCCUUUUGAGUUUCAUCCGAGUCAAAAAGCCUGAAAUAAGUGUGGAGGAAUACAAUCACAUAUAAUAGUAAUAGAUCUCAGCCUAAAAAGCAAUACCAUGCCUACGACUAGAAAAAGGGAUAAAAAUAUGGGAUAAGAGGAUAAAUAAGGAAUCCUUCAUAUGGUAAGUUUCAAAGUAAAAGUGUUAUGGUGUGAUCUUGUCUGCCUUCCUUCGAAAAAGCCAAUAUUGUGGGUGUAACUGUUAUGAAAAGAUAAAAGAUUCGUGAGAUCUUUCUUUCUUGUGACUUUUUUCUUCAACUAGGCACAACCUCCUUUAUGGCUUCUCUCUGCCAAACAAAGAAAGAGAAAGGCCUCAACUAAAAAUUGAACAAUUCUAAAGCUAUUUAUAACCCUUUGUGUAGACAGCCAAGUCCCCAUUCGGAUUCUCACAACCAAAAAGAUUGGUUGCCUCGGCCUUCAGCCUCUUAUAAGAUCAAACCCUUUUCCACUUUUGGAUUCAAUAAUCUUUUCUAUCAGGAAACAAGAGUCCACAUGAGCUAUCUACAUGCAUGCCUCAUCGGGAAGAGGAACAUGCUUAUAAUAAGAAGUUUCACCACCUUACUACUCACGUGCAUAGCCUUCAGGUUAGCUUGCUGCUUCUCUAGCAGCAUUUCUCCGUUGAAGGCGCUUCCCCUAGUAGGCCACUUGGAGUUCGAAGAUAUCCAUCACGCCUCCAAAGAUUUUGGAAAUCGAUACCAAUUGCUUCCUUUGGCGGUCUUACAUCCCAAAUCUGUCAGCGACAUCGCCUCAGCGAUACGAUACAUCUGGAUGAUGGGACAUCAUUCACAGCUUACAGUGGCAGCGAGAGGUCGUGGACAUUCACUCCAAGGCCAAGCACAAACAAGACAUGGAAUUGUUAUCCACAUGGAAUCACUCCAGCCCCAGAAGCUGCAGGUCCACAGUGUGGGUGCUCCUACUCCAUAUGUUGAUGUGUCUGGUGGUGAGCUUUGGAUAAACAUUUUGCAUGAGACCCUCAAGUCCGGGCUUGCACCAAAAUCAUGGACGGAUUACCUACAUUUAACUGUAGGUGGUACUCUGUCCAAUGCUGGAAUCAGCGGCCAGGCAUUCCGACAUGGACCACAAAUCAGCAAUGUUCAUCAAUUGGAGGUUGUGACAGGAAAAGGCGAGAUCUUGAACUGUUCAGAGAGGCAGAACAGCGACCUAUUUCAUGGUGUUCUUGGUGGGUUAGGUCAGUUUGGCAUCAUAACACGGGCGAGAAUAGCAUUGGAACCAGCACCAGCCAUGGUUAAAUGGAUGAGAGUGUUGUACCUGGAUUUCUCUGCUUUUGCCAAGGACCAAGAGCGUCUGAUUUCGGCAGAUAAAAGAUUCGAUUACAUUGAAGGGUUUGUGAUAAUAAACCGGACAGGCCUCCUGAACAACUGGAGGUUAUCCUUCACCCCAGAAGACCCUUUACAAGCCAGCCAAUUCAAAUCUGAUGGGAGGACUCUGUAUUGCCUGGAAGUGGGAAAGUACUUUAAGAUGGAUGAUAACAAAGAUGUGAUGAACCAGGAAGUGAAAGAAUGGUUAUCUGAACUAAGCUACGUCUCGUCGACACUGUUUUCAACGGAGGUAACAUAUGAAGAAUUCUUGGACAGGGUACAUGUGUCUGAGAAGAAACUUCGAUCGAAAGGGCAAUGGGAAGUUCCACAUCCAUGGCUGAAUCUCCUAGUUCCAAGAAGCAGAGUGAAUGAUUUUGCAAAAGGUGUUUUCGGAAGCAUCCUAACCGACACAAGCAACGGUCCAGUCAUCGUCUACCCAGUGAACAAAUCAAAGUGGGACAAUAGAACUUCAGCAGUAACGCCGGAGGAAGAGAUAUUUUACUUGGUGGCGAUCCUGACGUCGGCGGUUCCAGGGUCGACGGGGAAGGAUGGAGUGGAGCACAUCUUAAAGCGGAACCAAAGAAUACUCGAAUUCAGCCAAGCACAAGGUUUUGGGUUGAAGCAAUAUCUGCCACAUUACACAACAAGACGAGAGUGGAGAAGCCAUUUCGGUCCCAAGUGGGAAGAUUUUGUGCGGAGAAAGUCGAGAUACGAUCCAUUGGCAAUGCUAGCGCCAGGCCAGAGGAUAUUUGAAAAGGCACAAUGGAUCUCACACUCGUCAUGACCCACCCAAAUGGAUUCAUGAAUUAGGGUUUGUCAGAAGCUUGUACAUAGCAAUGUGUAUAUCCCCCGAAUUCCAAUCAAUCACUGUAAUAAUCAAUUAGUUAUUAAGGAUCCGAGAUCUCAGCGAAGAAGAAACCAAAACAAGAGGAGGACGAACUUAUUAUAUUCUUCCUCUGUGUUGGGCUCUAACUACUGUAUGUGGACUUUUAUGCUGAGUUUCAGGCCCAAUAGACCCAAAGACGAUUUUUUUUUGACAGUUAUUAUCAGAUAUACCCACAUUUAUACGUAUGCGGUAGUACUUGGCAAAACGACAGAGACCAACUACGAAAGAUUCAGUGUAUGGUUGUUGGUACUGACUUUCGUAUGGGUUACUAAGAACGUUUGGUUGC